This is a messenger RNA of Phragmites australis (common reed), 596 nucleotides long. RefSeq lists its product as uncharacterized. Bases 160 to 387 code for a protein of 75 amino acids. The record is from RefSeq and is a predicted model, not a curated record. The transcript has 3 exons. Lineage: Eukaryota; Viridiplantae; Streptophyta; Magnoliopsida; Poales; Poaceae.
CAAUCUCCUCCACCGCCUUCGCCAUUAUGCUGCCCACUCCUCACAAAAACAAGACGCCAAAGAGAAACGGUGGAGAGAAACAGAGAGAAGGGAACAGAUUCUCCGUGUCGUCGCCGAGGUUUCUCCGGCGGGAGCCAGGGCAGGGCGAGGAGGGGCGACAUGACUCGCGGAAGCCAGAGGGAGCGCGACCGCGAGCGCGCGGCGGCGCGGAAGCCUGGUGCCAAGGGCCCCCAGGACGGCCUCACCCCUGAGCAGCGCCGCGAGAGGGACAAGAAGGCGCUGGAGGAGAAGGCGGCCAAGAAGGCGCAGCAGUCGGCGGCCGGCGGUGGGGGGACCUCGACGGACUCCAAGAAUAAGGCCGCCGGCGGUGGCGGCGGCAAGAACUAGGCGGCACUGGCGCCGCACCGGCGGCGCCACCUGUGUACGUUUAUUAAUGCCGUUAGAUUGUACCUUUGCAUCUACGGAUCCGUGCGCGAUAAUCUGUUGGUAGAUGCAAUGUUUGUUGGGUCAUAAACUUAUCAUCUGCAAGCUUCAGAUACUCUAAUAUCAUGAAUUGGUGCUGGUAAUAAUACGUGGUGUCUUGGUUCUGUGGGUUA